This is a messenger RNA of Thamnophis elegans (Western terrestrial garter snake), 1095 nucleotides long. RefSeq names its product ras-related and estrogen-regulated growth inhibitor-like protein. NCBI's taxonomy places the organism in Eukaryota, Metazoa, Chordata, Lepidosauria, Squamata, Natricidae. The transcript has 4 exons. The record is from RefSeq and is a predicted model, not a curated record. Bases 323 to 988 code for a protein of 221 amino acids. Gene Ontology annotation, molecular function: GTP binding; GTPase activity.
CCUCCCUCCCCCUUUCUCUCUCUCUCUUCCCUCUCCCGCUAUCUCCCUCUCUCUCUCACCCACACCUCCGCAGCAGCGCCUCAGCCACCUGCCCCCCUCGCGCCCCCCAAUCCCUGCUCGGCUCACGUGCCUCGCAGCGGCCGCACCUGGGUCCUUGCGCGAGGCGGGGCGACUCCGCCCUCUCUGGCCGGAGGCUCCUCCCCCCGGUAUAAAAAGGCCGGCCGGCUCCGCGUGCAGAGCCAGACUUGCCGGGCAGCAGGUGGCGCCGCCAGGUGUGUUGCUCCUCCUCCUCCUCCCUCGCCCGCUACUCCGCCGCUUUGCCAUGUUGGUGCAACUCAAGACGGCUUUCCGGCAAGCCGGGAAGAUGCCCGGAGGGAUGUUGCCCAAACUGGAAGCCAACGUCCUGGUCAUCGGGGCGGAGAAAGUGGGGAAAUCGGCUUUGACCGUCCGCUUUCUGACCCGAAGGUUUAUUGGUGAAUACGGGAAUAUUGAAUCUAUUUAUAAUCACGACGUGAAGAUGGCCGGCCAGAGAGCAUCCUUUCGUAUCUGGGACUCGGCCUGCCCACAGGCAUCCAACCUCCAGAGUUACCUGAACGAGAAACACCUCCGCUGGGCCGACGGCUUCGUUAUCGUCUACAGCAUCUGCGACCGGGCCAGUUUUGCAUUUGCCCGUCGUCAGCUCCAUUGGCUCCAAUGUUCGAAGAGGAGGAACGGGGCAGGGAAGCUGCCCAUCGUCUUGGUGGGCAACAAACGGGACUUGGAGCACCAGCGGGCCGUCUCCAGCGAGGAAGGCCGGCUUUUGGCCCUGUCCACCAACGCUGGCUUUUUCGAAAUUUCCACCGCCGAGACCUACCAUGGUUCUUUGGUCGUCUUCCACGAACUUCUCAACUUGGUCCAGGAAUCGAAGAGUUUCGCUAAGAAGUCGGUCGGCCUCCGGGAGAUUGUCCGCAGGGUGUCGGCCCUCUUUGGCUUAAGAAGGACUGAGUGAAGCUUGGCUGGGGGAAAACUAAGAGCAAAUGUUGAAAUUGUUCUGACCGAGGCUUCCCAAGAGCCUGAAGCAAUCUUGUCCCGGCACAAAAACCCUUUUAUUAAUUG